Cyprinodon variegatus (sheepshead minnow) is the source of this 1012-nucleotide messenger RNA. Its product is annotated as cell division control protein 42 homolog. The record is from RefSeq and is a predicted model, not a curated record. Gene Ontology annotation, molecular function: GTP binding; GTPase activity. The transcript is spliced from 6 exons. The coding region runs from base 76 to 651 and encodes 191 amino acids. Lineage: Eukaryota; Metazoa; Chordata; Actinopteri; Cyprinodontiformes; Cyprinodontidae. Gene Ontology annotation, biological process: small GTPase-mediated signal transduction; modification of synaptic structure. Gene Ontology annotation, cellular component: dendritic spine.
AUUUGCGGCUGCGCACGAAGUAAUUUUACUCUCAAACCCGGAUGAAACCAACGCCUAACUUGUCGGUAGAAAACGAUGCAGACUAUAAAAUGUGUAGUUGUUGGAGACGGUGCAGUUGGAAAAACCUGCUUACUUAUCUCCUACACAACGAACAAGUUUCCCUCAGAAUAUGUGCCCACAGUUUUUGACAAUUAUGCAGUCACAGUGAUGAUCGGAGGAGAGCCCUACACACUGGGCCUCUUUGACACAGCAGGUCAGGAGGAUUACGACAGGCUGCGUCCUCUCAGCUACCCACAAACAGAUGUUUUCCUCGUAUGUUUCUCUGUCGUCUCCCCGUCAUCUUUUGAAAACGUCAAAGAGAAGUGGGUUCCUGAGAUUUCUCACCACUGUCCAAGUACACCUUUCCUGUUAGUGGGCACACAAGUAGACCUCAGGGAUGACAGCAACACUGUUGAGAAGCUGGCUAAGAACAAACAGCGCCCCCUGAGCACCGAGAGCGGGGAGAAGCUGGCACGAGAGCUCAGGGCCGUCAAAUACGUGGAGUGCUCUGCGCUCACACAGCGAGGACUGAAGAACGUGUUUGAUGAAGCCAUACUCGCAGCUCUGGAACCUCCUGAGAUCAAAACUAAGAGGAAAUGUGUUCUCCUAUAAGAGAAUACCAACAAUGAGAGAUACUUGUGAUGUACGAAAUCACAGGGAAUAUUCAAGAGCAACGUUGAUGGUUAUUUGGGAGAAAGAAAAUAAGGACAAACCAAACGGGGUGGGAAGAAUAGAUUUCCUUUCUACCGCUCGCUCUCUGAUUGUAUCUCCUGAGUUAACCUUAAACGUGGCCUCCAACAUGCAAUAUUUGUCCUUCACUGAAAGCUUUUAGAAACUACUGUAUUCUGUCUAUUCAGGUGUCCCCUCUCCUUUUCCCUUGAUGCUUACUGUAAUUAUUCCAUGCUGUGUUCUAUUUGUUUAAGGAAAUAUUCGUUUUUGAAGAGCCCUUUGUUCUCAUUGUGUUUUAAGUAGG